Molecule: messenger RNA, 1073 nt
Organism: Dipodomys ordii (Ord's kangaroo rat)
Lineage: Eukaryota; Metazoa; Chordata; Mammalia; Rodentia; Heteromyidae
Gene: Sucnr1
Product: succinate receptor 1
Exons: 2
Coding region: 52-1014 (320 amino acids)
Biological process (GO): G protein-coupled receptor signaling pathway
Cellular component (GO): plasma membrane
Molecular function (GO): G protein-coupled receptor activity
Source: RefSeq, a predicted model, not a curated record
AGCACUGCUGGCAGAACAUCUGCCGGAGGGAAGAGCAGACCCUGGUGCAGAAUGGCCUGGAACGUCUCCUGCGACUCCUGGCUGGCAGCCGAGGCCGCUCUGGAGCGGUACUACCUGCCGGCCUUCUACGGGGCGGAGUUCGCCCUGGGCGUUCUGGGGAACACCACGGUGGUGCUGGGCUACCUCUUCUGCCUGCGGCGCUGGAGCAGCAGCAGCGUCUACCUCUUCAACCUCUCGCUCUCCGACUUCGCGCUGCUGUGCACGCUGCCCGCGCUCGUGCGCGGCUACGCCCGCGGCCGCUGGGCGCACGGCGCGGCGCUCUGCGUGCUCAACCGCUACGCGCUGCACGCCAACCUCUACACCAGCGUCCUCUUCCUGGCGCUCGUCAGCGCGGACCGCUACCUGCUGCUGCGGCACCCCUUCCGCCAGCACCCGCUGCAGAGGCGCGGGCCCGCCGCGCUCCUGUCCGCCGCCGUCUGGGUCUGGGUCACGCUCGAGCUGCUGCCCAUCCUGCGCGUCAUCGGCCCGGCGGCCACCGAGCCGGACGCCGGCUGCCUUGACUACGCCAGCUCGGGGGACCCCGAGUUCAGCCUCGUCUACAGCCUGUGUCUGACCGUGCUGGGCUUCCUCGCGCCCCUCGCCAUGAUGUGCUUCUUCUACUACAAGAUGGCCGUGCUCCUGAGGCAGAGGAACCGGCAGGUGGCCGCCGCGCUGCCCCUGCGGCGGCCCCUGCGCCUGGUCGUCCUGGCCGUGGUCAUCUUCUCCGUGCUCUUCACGCCAUACCACGUGCUGCGCAACGUGCGCAUCGCCUCGCGCCUGCGCCGGGGCGGCGACGGCGGGCCGCGCUGCGCACGCGUCAUCAUCCGGGUCCUGUACAUGGCAGCGCGGCCGCUGGCCUUCCUCAACAGCGUCGUCAACCCCGUCUUCUACUUCCUCGUGGGAGACCACUUCCGGGACAUGCUCGUGAGUAAGCUAAGGCAAGUCCUCAGAUCGCUGACGUCCUCCAGAGCUUGACGGGCCCUGGGAUGUGGGCAGCCCUUUAUCCGUGAGCCCGCAGCUGUAGACCUGGUGCG